AUGUCUGAAAAUUCACAAAAAACUGACCGAACCGAUGCCGACAUACUGAAGGAUGAAGUGCUAUGGGAGGGUCUCGUACCAAUUCCACAGGCUGACAUUGAGCGACCUAUGGUUCCAAUUGCGUAUUCCCCAGAAUAUCGGAUGGCAAUGGAUCUCUUUAGGGCAAUACUGAAAGCCAACGAGUUAUCAGAGCGUGCACUUGAGCUCACUCGAAUAAUCCUCAAAUUCAAUCCUUCUCACUAUCCUGUCUGGUGGGUCGAAGAUGCUUGCCGUACCCCGCCUUGCCACAUCAAAUCCGAAUUGAAAAUGCUCGAAGAAAAGAUCAAAACUAUGCUCAAAAGCUACCAAGUUUGGCAACACCGCCGAAAUUUGAUUCAAGCCUUGCAGGACCCAAGUGGAGAGAUGGCAUUUGUCAAACAAGCUUUGGAUAUUGAUGCCAAAAAUUACAAUACAUGGGCAUAUCGUCAAUGGGUCUUGUGCGAGUUUAAUUUACCCGAGUUAUGGGCAGGUGAAUUGAGCUUCAUUGAAGGACUCCUCACAAGUGACAUUCGCAAUAACUCGGCCUGGAACCAUCGAUUCUUCAUCCAAUUUGAAACCACUAAAUUGCAUAAUCCGAAUGCGGACAUCAAAACCCUGGCCGCGACAGAGGUGGAGUGGACAAAGAGCCAGAUCUACAAGGCCCCCAAUAACCUAAGCGCGUGGAAUUACUUAAGAGGGUGA
Molecule: messenger RNA, 720 nt
Organism: Melampsora larici-populina 98AG31
Lineage: Eukaryota; Fungi; Basidiomycota; Pucciniomycetes; Pucciniales; Melampsoraceae
Exons: 6
Coding region: 1-720 (239 amino acids)
Biological process (GO): protein farnesylation; protein geranylgeranylation
Cellular component (GO): CAAX-protein geranylgeranyltransferase complex; cytoplasm; protein farnesyltransferase complex
Molecular function (GO): protein farnesyltransferase activity; CAAX-protein geranylgeranyltransferase activity
Source: RefSeq, a predicted model, not a curated record